Messenger RNA from Leptopilina heterotoma, 8682 nucleotides. RefSeq lists its product as uncharacterized. The coding region runs from base 455 to 7777 and encodes 2440 amino acids. Lineage: Eukaryota; Metazoa; Arthropoda; Insecta; Hymenoptera; Figitidae. Gene Ontology annotation, molecular function: RNA polymerase II cis-regulatory region sequence-specific DNA binding; DNA-binding transcription factor activity, RNA polymerase II-specific. The record is from RefSeq and is a predicted model, not a curated record. The transcript is spliced from 5 exons. Gene Ontology annotation, biological process: regulation of DNA-templated transcription.
UAUAGUGUUUAGUGUAUAACGUGUAUAACAUUGAUGUGAAUGUGUAAUACAAAAAAGAAUAAUAUUGAAUUCAGUAGAAUUUCACGUUAAUCAGGUAAUAGUUAAUAGUCAAUUUAAAGGAGAUAUUGAUUUAAAUUUCCAACAAGACACUCGUUAUAUUUGUGUCUCUCGAUUAUAACGGGUGUUAAAGAAAUUCAACACAACAUUAUUUUUCUCUCCUCUGGCUCGAAAUGGUGUAAUGGCUUUAUAAGCUUUUAUUACUUUCAGUAAAAAACUGUACACACAACGCAGGAGUAUUUCAAUAUUCCCGUGUGUUUAAAAAGAGAAAUCUGGAUCGUUAUAUCCAGAUUUUUUUCGGGGGAAAAACAGCAGGAAAAAAAAGAAAUGAAGAACAGUACAUUUCCCAAGAGGUCUCUCCUCUAAUAACAACAAUAAGAUAAUAAAUCUUUUAAAAAUGAGUUCCACUGUAUUGACCCCUAAACCAACAUCGAAGAACAAUUCAUCCGCAAAUACGGAAAAUGAUUCUUCGACACAAAAAAAGAAGGACAGGGGUUCAAAUUCUACUCCUGUUUUAAAAAAGAGUAAUAAAACAGCUCAUGCUUUUGGUCCUGCUUACUUUCAUAGUGUGAAAGAAGCUGUAUUUGAAAUUCCAUAUGCUCCAUUUUUGCCUCAAACUAUUCCGGAACCAUUAAGAUUACCCGACUAUCAAUCGGAAACAUUUCAUCCAUGUCUACAAUGUAAAGAUAGCUUUCGUUUUCCGAGUACCUUAGAAGAGCACAUGUCCCGUCGCAGUUGGAUCUUAGGCUACUGGUGUCAAUCUUGUUUUCACGGAAAAUGCGAUCACGUGCCACUGCAUAGUCCAAUGUGUGGAAAUUGUGUCUCAACACAAUACAAUCGUCGCACUUAUUUACGCUCGAAGGGUAUGAAAAAAGGUCAAAAAGCCGCAAUAAUUAAAAUAUUUUACAAUCAGUGUGAAUUUUUCAAUCAUCUCAAGCAACACGACGUGUCGACUGUCGAAAUUAACGAAUUAAUGCUAAUGCCACUACCGUGGGACAUUAAAAAAGAGGAACAUCCAAAAUUAGAGAAGGCCUGCAAGGCAAUCAUGGAAUACGCAUUUCUCAAUCGUAUUCACAUUAUGGAAUUCCUACGCGAUCAGAAAUUCGACGGUAAAUGGUGGGAUCCACCAGUGAUCGACGAGAAUACCAAUAAUUAUCAAAUACCCUUGAGUUUAUCGAUUAUUAUUCAAACUUUUCGUGAACGCGAUUUUACUGACAGUGUGAGUAGAAAACUUCCGAGUCCGAAUAAAAAUUCUUUGGUAAAUUUUAAAACAGCGGGUAAUGAUUCCUUACGUUUGGGUAUUAAUUCUGUUUCCGUACCUGCGAAUAAUAUUCCCGUGAGAUAUUGCAAUUCUCCGUAUCGACCUCCAACUGAUAUUGCAUUUGUGGAUUGUGGUCCGAGUCAUUCGGUUUAUAAAUCGAAUAGUCUUUUGUCGCCACCAAGUUUAAGUCCACUUUCAGUCUCAAAAAAUGAUGGGUCUUUAAAUUCAAGUUCUGAAUCCAAAGAAUUGGAUUCCAGCGGAAGAAGGCGAAACGCUUUUGGACAAUUUAUCAAACAGUCGACGCAGGCUUCGCAACAACCGAUAAUUCCCGUUUCAACGUCAACGACAAGCAAUAAGGUCUAUACGGUCAGUACUAAUACUAAUGCCAGUGGUCCAAAAAUAUCCGUCAAGAAAUUCGCCAGUGAACCGGUAUCAAACUGGGCGCAAUGUCCUGAUAAAGCAAACACCAAAAUUCUCACCGUGCACAGUGAGAAAUGUUUGGAUAUUUCCUCCAUCAUCAGCCAAUUACCGCCCGACGUCAUAAACAGCAAGAAAAUCGUCUUCAUCGAACAAAAUUCCAAUCAAAUAAAUCAGUAUCAAAAGAAUUCGCCCCAAACUUUAACAACCGGUCCCACCCUAAGCGCCAAUUGCGUCAAAGUCAACGUUCCCCAGGCGAACAAAAAUCAAAAACCUUCCGUCACUUCCCGAACACAAGUAGUUUCCCAACAGGUCUUCAAAACAACGAAAUCCCCUACAAAUCCGACGUACCCACCAAAAACCCCCCCGGAGCCAAAACUUCGUCCGAGCCUCACUCCCAUAGCUUCCAAAAACUCCAAAAACAUCAAGAUCCAACCAUACGACGGUAAAGUCUUCUUCCAAUCAGGCAAGAAAUUCGUCAUCAAACAGACGAAUAAACUAAAACCAACUGGAAUUUCGGCAAGUGUUCUAAAACCCACCACCCAGGCUCGUAAGGUUCCGAAUCUUUUCGACCUCCCUGCUUUGACGACAAAAAAACUCCACAGAUCAGUGACGAAUAUCGCCUCUUCCCCUCUGACUCCAUCCACCUCACCUUCUGAACUAUCCACUAGUAGCUGCGAAUCCCUUUCGAAAAUAUUCGACGAAGAUCUAUCGCUCCUAAGACCCUAUGACAAUAUCAAAUCACGAAGCGAUUUCAACAUGAAAAAUAUCUCCGAAAGUGAAGAGGCACUCCUAACGAUCAAAGUCGUAGCAUCAAAGCUGUACCUCCACCUAUUCGAGUCAUUACCCAGUGUCAAGAAUACAAAAAACAAUCUGAUGAAGUACAAACAAAACCUAUUGGACACUCUUCCCUAUCUCCGAACGAAGGAUAUACAAAAACGUAUCGAUCAUGUUAACGCCCUAAGUCAGGAAUUCCUAAAAGCUAUGAAAUUAACCGACGAUAAAAUAAUCGACGAUCAUGAGCGUUUUAUCGCCCUUCUAACCGAUUCCGUCGAACAGGCAAAGAUUCUCAACAUCCCUCAAAAUAUCGACGAUGUUUCUCUUCAGCAUGUUUUUGAACUUCAACACGAGUCUGAUAAUAAAUUUCUCGACAAUUGGAAAUCACAACCUAUGCAAAAAUGCCCCCAGUGUGCAAAGCUAAAGAAACCGAAGAAUUAUCUACCGGGGUUUUCUAAAUUGUCCGAUAACGAAGCACUCUAUUGUCAGUGCUACAAUUGUUUCUGUUCGAAAUGUAACACCCACCAGGGAACAUUGCCCCGCUUCGUAGCACAUCGUAACUAUCAUUCGAAAAUCUCCCCUUUCGUCUGUCCCGACUGUUGUCGAAAGUUUGACACAUUCCAAGAAGUUGAAAAGCACAUUUGGUUGGAAUGUUUUCACCCACUAAUGAAAAAUUGGUUCUUUGGUUGUAAAGUGUGUGGAAUCGAUGGUCUGACAACUCUGGAAGCGCUAACCCAACAUUUCCUGCUGAUGCACAGCAAACGGGGAUAUGUCUGUUCGGACUGUAAAGCGAUUUCGUUUUUGGAAAGUGAUUAUCAAAAUCACUUGACAAUGGAACAUGAUGCAAUGUUAAAAGGCGAUAAUCAAUUGGAAAUGGUUGAGAUAAUAAUGUGUAAGAUUGGUAAUUGUAUUGUUUUGAAGGAGAAUUACACGAAGCAUCUAAUCGAUCAUGUCGGUGUUGAGCAUCAGAUAUUUCACAAAUGUCCCUUUUGUCCCUUCACCAAACGACAUGCAUCAAAAUUUGUAAUGGAAGAAUUUCGAGAACAUGUGAUGACGAAUCAUCGUUUACUUUUGUCACGGUUUGCAACGAAGGAUAUUAUUAAUCAAGUGCAAAAGGCGCUGAAGGUGAAUGUUAAUCAGGAGGUACUGCCGAUGAUAAUCAAUACGCGAACAAUUGCACGCGAGGCUUUUGAAAAGGGAACUCAGGAUUUUGAUACGGAUAGAGGAUUGUCAAGUAUGCCAAUGAUUGUUGACGUAAGAUCGGAAGCUGCCAAUUUAAAUACGAAUAAUGAUACGAUGCCAAAGAUACUUGAGGUGAAAUCGAUCGCGAAUGAUUCUUUAUUGAAAAAGUCACAGGAGUCGCGUAAGAGAAAGGCGAAUACGGUGAUUGAAAUUACAUUGUCGCCGAAGAAAAUAUCUAGUGUUGAGAUUAAAAAUGGUAAAGUGGAUGCUAAUGAUUCGGGUAAGAAAAGUGAAGUAAAGGGAUUUUCGCAGGUGAAGGAAAUUUUACUAGAGAAACGUUCGUUGACCGGAGGAGGAAAAGGAGGUUUGGCUGAUGUAGAAAUUAUCGAACUGGAGAAAACGGUUUCUGUUACGGAUGUUGAUAAACCUGGUACUGCUAAAGCAUCUAUUGUUGCUAAGACUCAGUUUGCUGAUGAUAGCAAUCGAGAUGAGAAAAAUGUUUGCGAUAAGAGUAAAGAAGGCAAUAAUAAAGAUGUCAGCAAAAAAGACACCCAAGAAGCUGAGCCUGACGAGAAAAAUAAAAAGAUUGAUGACUACCAGAAAGAUGUAAAUAAAAGUACAGAAGACGACAAUUCCAGAAUUAGCACUAAUAGAGAAAGGAGAGAUCCUAACAAAGGUGGUGAAGAACAAGAGGUAACUACUGUUAGUGAGUGUUCUAAAAUCUCUAGAGAACGUACAGAGGACAUCAGAAGUAGAGAAACUUUUCCAAAGACCAAAGAAAUUACAAGCAAUGUUUGUUUGGAUGAACGUAAUCAAGUUGUUGGUGAAAAUAGGCAGAAUUUCCAUCAACGGAAAUUAGAUGUCAACCAAAGAGGAGAUGCCAACCAAGAAGAAGAAAUUGUUCAUCGAGAGGAGGAAAUUAAUCGAGAAAAAGAAACCAACAAAGUAGGGGAAGCUAAUCAAGAAAAGAAAGAGGAACAUGAAGGGGAUGCCAACCAAGUAAAAAUAGGUGACCAAGGAAAGGAAGGUAUUGAAGGAAACCAUAAUCAGGAGAAAGGAGAUGACCAAGAAACGGAAGGUGUCAAUCAGCAGAGUACAGAUGCUUCGAAACGGAAUCAAGUUAAUAAAAGGCAGCCAAACAUUUGUGGGGAUAACGAGAAUUUUAUUGGGAACCCAGAAGAGGUAUGUAAAAAUACUGCCAACAGUGACGAUAAUAUCUGUAAAGCAUCUGUUAGCGUCUGUGAAGGCAACAUUAUUUGUAAAGAUGAUAGCACUAAAGAUGACAGUACCAGUAAAGACGAAAUCAUCAGUAGAGACAGCAGCAGCAUUAGCGACAACAGCAGUAAAAACAAUAUUAGUAGAGACAGCUGCAGCAUUAGUGACAAUAGCAGUAAAAACAAUGUUAGUGGCGACAACAGCAGUAAAAACAACACCAUCAUUAGAGACAACAGCAGCAAUAGUGCCAACAGCAGCAGUAGAGAUAUCAUCAGCAGAGACAACAGCAUCAUUAAAAUUAACAUCUUUAGCAAGGAAGACACCAAUAGCAGUAAAGAUGGUAUUAGCAUCAGUAACAAUAGUACUAGCAGCAGUAAAACUAGUAUUUACGUCAACAAAGAAAAAAUAAAUAUUAACGAAGACCCUACUAAUGAUAAACCCAACACAAUUGAUGACGAUGAUGGUAAUGAUAAUUUCGACACGAACAUUGAACAUAAAAGUAAACAGGACAAAUUUCCCGAUGGCAGCAGCAUCAAAAAUUCCAAUAAUGAUGAAGAUUCACAAGAUUCUAACGAGGGUGAGAAAAUUAUCCGAACGGAAUUCAACAGACCGUCAAGUACAAACGAAGCUAAUAGAGAUUCAAACACUCCAAAGGAAAUUAUCGAUAAAUGUAAGAAUGUUAACCCUCUCAUUCCAUCUACAGAAGAUUUGGGAACGAACACUAGAGAUAAGAACGAGGACGACAAAACUGAUGAUCCUGAAAAUUUAAAUAAUACUGUCCCUAAAGGUAAUAAUUUGCAGAAUUUAAAUGAAGAUUCCAGUGAUUUUUUAAAACAAGAUAAUAAUAUUAAUAAGAAUUUAAAUGAUUAUGAAAACGUUAUUAAGGAUAAUGAGAAUUUUCUUUGUGAUAAUACGACUGUAAUUAAAGACAGAUUAGCAGUAAUUGAAGAAGUUUCAUCUAUUGGAGAUAACGAGGAUAUUAAUGAUAAUAACAUUGCCACUGGAAAUUACAGUCGAGUUACUAACAAGAGUAACGAAUUAAUUCUCAGGCAUAAGGACGAGGAAAUUUUACCAAAAAACAAUUUUUCAAUUCUUAAUAAACAAUUUUUAACCAAAGACAAAGAAUUUUUGACAAACGAAAGUGCUGGUAAUAAAAAUCAAAAUUUAAAAAUAGAUAUUCAGUGUUCGAUUAAAUGUAAAGAAUCCUAUAAACCUAAAUCUCUAGAAGAAAAUGAAUCUUCGGAAGAUUAUCAAUUUCCACCUGUUGAAUCAUCAAAUGAUAGUGAAUAUUCACAAGAAACAAAUGUACAAACUCUUGAUUAUCAAUCACCAAUUAUGGAUGAUCCAUCAAAUACUCAAUCAUCAACUGAACAAAUUGAAUUUUCGAUUGGAAAUUCGAAUACAAUUGUCGGUACAGAACAAGAACAAAUUGACGAUACUUGUCAGGGAGAAAAGAAUCUUUUGGAGUCGGAGGAAAAUUCGAGUAAAGUCCACGAUUUUAGUGCAUUAGAAGACCUCAAGGCAAAAAUGAGUCGAACUUUCAAAACACUGGCGAAAAGAAUGGAAGCAACAACAACGACGUUACAACAGGAGUGCUCAAAAUCAUUACCAAUGUUAAAAGGUUUUAAAAAUAUGGAAAAUGGUUCGAAUUUUAUAAAUGAAGUUAGGACCCGAACGAGACAAAAGCGGCGAAGAAGUAAUUGGCAAAAAUUAACAAGCAAUGUUUAUGAGAAUAAUUACGAAAAAUUUAAUCUUAAGGAGAAGAUUCUUUACGAUGAUGAUAGUAGUAAUUCUAGUGAGAUAAUAAAUUACCAACGAAGAAAUAACCUUAUGGAAAAUAUUCGUUUAGAUGGUGAUCUAAAGGAGGAUUUUAAAAUAGAAAUCAUUCAACCACCACCACCAUUGGCGAGAAUUCCACAGCAUAUUUUAAAGAAUCAUUCAAUUACCGAAACAACACGACGUGUGAGAAAACGGAAACAGAGUAGAAUUGCAUUUAACGGACCAUUGAAUUACGAAGAGACUGCUUUAGAUUUUAAAUGCCAUAUAUGCAGUAAAUUAAUAAAUUCCUCAUGGCCCGUUUUAAAAGCACACUUCGAUAUUUGGCAUCCGAAUGAAUACAUAUUCGCUGAACUUAAUCCACAAUUAUUGAAAAUUUCCUCCGAUUAUAUUGACGGUGGUUACAAGGAGAUUCUCUGUAAAAAAUUCAAGUGCGAUGCAACCAGCCCUAGGAAACGAAAGAGACGCAGUCGAUUUACACCGAAAUCACCGGAGAAAAUUGAUCAAAAAUCAAUUGGUAUUUGCGUUAAAGCCGAAUCAGUUUUGGAAGAUGAUGGUAUGUUUAAGUGUAGAAAAUGUGAUGUGAAAUUUAUUGAUAUGGAUCAGUUGAGGCAACAUAUUUCAAAGAGUCAUCGAAUAAAGGGGCGAUAUUUGGUGUGUUUGGAGUGUGGUGAAAAUUUUGUUGUUGCACCGAGUCUUCAAAUGCAUUUGAAGGCAUUUCAUGCUAUUGACGAUCCACUUACGUAUUUAUUGCAAAAUACUUCGUUUGCGCCGGAAAAUCUUGAGGACACUGAAGAAGAGGAGGAGGAAGUGAUCGCUGAUGAGAAUCAAUGUUUCGUUUGUAUGGCUGUUUUUGAAAAUAAAGCUGCUGUUGAUAAGCACCUGAGGGUUCAUGGUAUGGCAUUUUUGAAUCGAAAACGAAUGGAGGCCAAGAAGAAUUUAAAUAUUACGGAGAAGAAAUUGAAAAUGACUACACAGACUGAUGAUGCUUGUUGUGGAAGUGCGAGUAUUUCUUUAAACCCCACGAAACAUCAGGACGAUAAGCAGAUUUUAGCUACUAAUUCAUUAGAGACUGAGGUGUCGGUUCAUUAAAGCGACAGCAAAACAAAAAUUAUCGUUCAGAUGGGAAUUGGAGAAGAAUAACAGGAAUUACAGAAGUUUAAAGGCUAUUAAAUUUUCAUGUACAUUUUUAAUAGUUAUCUUUUAAAAGCCUUUUUUUUAUUUGACGAUUUAAAAAGGACAUUUGUUUUUCUUUAAAAAAUUUUGUAUGAAUAAAAAAAACAUUGCGUAAAUGUUGUAAAUGGAUGAUCAUAUAAUGUUUUAUAGAAUAUUAUACUUAAGAAAAAGUUAAGUUAAUUUCUUUUUUGUUUUUAUUUUUUACACAAUAAUUUGUUUUUAUAAAUAUAGAAAAAAAAUUGUUGCGAUAUAUUCAAUUCCUUAAAUUCAAAUAUAUUAUAAAUGAUUGUUAAGUUAUGUGCAGAAUUUUAAGAAAUUUUCCUUUUCUUUUUUUUCUAUUUUUCAGAGAAGUAGAUUUCUUUUGUACAUUCAUGGUUUUUGUGUUUCGUUAUAACAAAAAAAAUAUGACGAACAAUAUUUUUGUCAUAGUUUUAUUUAAGCUGCAUACUGAAUUUUUGUUAUGUUAAAUGAUUCUAAGCUGGAAUAGCAUUAUUUUGGAUAUUUAUGAAAAAAUAUAUCUGUAAACUGUAUAAGAAAAAAAAAAUACGGAACAGAAAAAAUCGUGAUUAUCACGUUGAUAUAUUUUUCACGAUUUAAUUUCAAAAAGCAUUGUACAUAUAUUCUAUAUUUGCUAGAGAGUGAAUGUUUUUAUUUCAUAAUUAGAUAUCCAAUUUUAUACACCACUUCGCACUGUGUAUAUAAUAACAAAAAAAAACCAUUAUUGUAUUUAGUUAGGUAUUUGUUGGAAAUUUUAAGAUAUAGAGUUAAGGAGGUAUUAAAAUGAAAAUAAAGUAAAUAAAAAAAAUUUUAAUUCAACAAAA